AGGCUGGGGCCGAUCGGGAGGAGCCCAGGCAGUCCGGGAUCACCAGCGCCUCCCCGCGCCGCUGCUCCCCUCCCGGCCGACCUGGAGCGGGGGCUGCCUGGGUUCGCCGCGGCGCUCUCGGAAGCACACCUCAUCCUCAGCAGAACUUCUGGAGCCUCGGCUGAGCGGAUGAAAUCUGUGCGCCCUCGCCACUCGCAAAGCCGUUUGACACUCAGGCCAAACCCGGGGAGGGGGUGCCUUGGACCAGGGUUAGAAAGGCCCUAGUUGAGGUGUUUGCCCUUUUCCAGCCUUCUCGGUUACGUGGCCCCUUCUGCAGGUGAGCAGCCGAGAUACAGAAAGGGCACGGCCAAGGUGACAGACCGGAAAGGUGAAAGCGGUUGGCCUUGAUGACCAGUUGCACCGAAUUAGCUCCGCACCGAUCUGGGGCCUCAUGUUCAGGUGCAGCGCCAGCUGUUGUGAGGACAACCAGGCCUCCAUGCAGCAAGUACACCGGUGCAUUGACCGCUGCCACGAGCCUCUGGCUCAAGCCCAGGCCCUGGUAACCAGCGAGCUGGAGAAGUUCCAGGACCGCCUGGCCCGGUGCACCAUGCAUUGCAACGACAAGGCCAAAGAUUCGAUAGAUAUGGGGAGUAAAGAGCUUCAAGUGAAGCAGGAGCUGGAGAGUUGUGUGACCAAGUGUGUGGAUGACCACAUACAUCUCAUCCCAACCAUGACCAAGAAGAUGAAGGAGUCUCUCUUGUCCAUUGGAAAAUAGAAGUCUUUGCCCUUGGCCAUGAGGGCUGAGGGCAAGAAUCUAUUUAAAAAGAGGAGUGGGGAUUUUGGUCUUUUAAGCAAAGUUUAUGAGUGAAGAAAUUAAGAAUGGCAGCAAGUUUAAGACAUGUUACUUGCCUUUGGACACUGGUUCCUUUACGUUUCAGCCCUAGAAAGUGAAGUGGAAAAAAACUGGUGCUAAAAUUUGGGUCAGAGAGAUCACAGGAGAGUUUUUGAUAGCCUAAAUUUCAUGUGGCAAGUACUUUCCUGACAGUAGACAUCUCCCUUGUACCAAGACAGAACUCUCCAAUGCACCAGAUUCUUAAUAGUACACAGGUACCAACAGCCUAGCAGUUUCCUCUCAUCUGCCUGUUAUCUGGUAGAGUGUGAGGAGAAAUGUUUCUGUUUGUUGCCAACCUCCUGUUUACUAGAAGGGUCACCACGCCAUUUUCUGUAAAUUGUAAAACAAAAUCCAUGAGAGCACUAAUUUAGAAGGGAAGAAAGGUUUCUGGGCCUUUGCUUUGCUUGAUUUUGUUUUGUAGACAAGGGAAUAGGGUUGACUUAGGAUACGGAGUUGGGAGAGGUAGUUGGGAUAAGAUCUCUGAAAGGUUUCUUAGGGAUAUCCGUUUGUGGCAGUCAGGAUGUGGAUAUGCAUUUCUUGAAAUACUCAUACAUAUUUCAGCCUGGACACCCCGCAAAAACAGGCAAUGUCACACUGGGUAUGGGAAAAGCAGACCUUUUCUCACUGGCAACCAUGAUGGGCCGUAAGGCUAUCCGCAGCUAGUAACAAGAUGAUCUUGCAAUAACAUUCUCUUGAAGGGAAAGGAUGUUUUCAUUGUACUAUAUACCGGUAUCCAGGAAUGACCAACGAAAGAGGCACUGUUGGCUGCUUAAGAGUUACAAAGUACUGAAUUUGGGAAAACUGGGUUUUCAUAGAACAGAAUGGGAUGAAAUAAACCCAGUCAGUAUUACUACCUCCUGAUAUAACAGAGCCCUAUCGAUAUAGUCCCUGGGCAACAGGAAGGUCAAGGGAGAAAAUGUAAGCAACUCAGGGGCAAGCUGUGACUCCUUUAGAGCAAAAAAGGGGCAGCCCCCCAGUACCAAAUACUGCUUUUGCCUGGGGCCUUUGCAACAAUCAGUGUUCCUGCCCCAGCUUUGGUACCUUAAUCAUUUUUAUAAGGACCUAGUUGUUGUUUUACCAACUUACUACUUGAAAUUAUAAUAGAGCCUGUCUGUGCUGUUUGGGGGCUGUGAUAUAUUUUCCUACUUGCUCGAUUUUAAAAAAUAAAGUUCAAUUUUUCCUCCCGUA
Messenger RNA from Manis javanica (Malayan pangolin), 2059 nucleotides. The record is from RefSeq and is a predicted model, not a curated record. NCBI's taxonomy places the organism in Eukaryota, Metazoa, Chordata, Mammalia, Pholidota, Manidae.